AUGUCCUUCCGCCGCAAAUUUUUCUUCCAACGUCUUUCCUCCCACGCAACACGAACAAAUUCCCGGCAACAAAUGCAGGACCAGUCGCGUCGCAGUGAAAAUCGACAGGAUCGGUUCACAGUCUUAUUUCUGGCUAAGAUUCUUCUUUUCCUGCGGCCGCCUGGUCCUGAAACCUCAAACUGCUGCAAUGCUUGGCUUGAUGGCUGA
Molecule: messenger RNA, 207 nt
Organism: Colletotrichum siamense
Lineage: Eukaryota; Fungi; Ascomycota; Sordariomycetes; Glomerellales; Glomerellaceae
Exons: 2
Coding region: 1-207 (68 amino acids)
Source: RefSeq, a predicted model, not a curated record